AUGAAAACGCAGGCGCAGCGAUACCACAGAACAUCUCUUCUGUCAGUGAAAAUUCAGAACACAAUAUCGCAGUUGUUGCUGAUGCCAAAACAAGAAAACGUAAAAGGAAUAUUAACAAAAAAACAGAGCGGAAAAUGAAACGUGCUUAUGGGAAGGAGUAUUUCACAGCAAAAGGCAAAAAGGUGGCGCAAAAAAUAUUCGUAAAUGAACCAUGUCAGCCUUCUUGCAGAAAUAAAUGCAAUGAAUUGGUAGCCGAAGAAGAAAGGAAGAUUUUAUUCCAGAAUUUUUACGAUAUGGCCAGUUUUCAAGCACAAAAUGCUUAUAUUUGUGGACUUUGCCAGCAGUCAACACCGAUUACUCAUCGAAUAAGAGAUGGCUCUAGAGGAAUAAAAAAUCGAACAGUAAGGUACCACUUACAAUUACCUACCAAAAACGUUAAAGUGUGCAAGCAGUAUUUUUAGGUACAUUUCAAAUCUCAAACGGAAGAGCUUCUAGAGCCCUCAAAAAGGUUACAGAUGGAAAAGAGCCGGGUAGCGAUUUAAGGGGGAAGCAGGUUUCUGUUAACAAAACCGAUGAAGGUAGACUGAAAAUACUCAGAGAUCAUAUUUCUUCAUUUCCCUCGUAUGAAUCACAUUAUACAAGAAGUCACAAUCCGAACCGCAAGUAUUUACCAGAAUCUCUUAACAUUAGAGAGAUGUACAAUCUGUACAAGAAUCAUUGCUAUACUUUGAACACACAACCUCUAUCAGAGUCAAUGUACAGAAAAGUGUUCAAUUUUGAAUUCAAUUUGCACUUUCAUCAGCCUCACAAGGAUACGUGUGUGAAAUGUGACACGUUCAAAAUGAAACUAGCCAUAGCUGAAGAUGAAGAAGAAAAGAGAAAUAUUGAACGUAUGAAGGAAAUACAUUUGAGAAAAGCAGACCUUGCAAGGGAGAAACUAGACGCAGCGAAAGAAGAAUCCAAGAACAAUUCCAACGUUUAUUCAUUUACGUUUGAUCUUCAGAAGGCGUUAGCUUUUCCAAAUUUGACAUGUUCAAUUGCAUACUACAAAAGAAACAUGUAUGUGUACAAUCUGGGCUGUCAUCAGCUAGCAGAUAGUUCAGCUUUCAUGUAUGUUUGGAAUGAAGUUGAAGGUUCCCGAGGAUCUCAAGAGGUUGCUUCUUGUAUUACAGAGCACUUAAGUCACAAUGUUUCCAAUGAUGUUAGUCAUGUAAUAACGUUCAGCGAUAGCUGUGGCGGGCAAAACCGCAACAUCAAGCUUGCUCUCACCAUGAUGCAGUUUAUUCAACAAGAGAAUUGUAAAAUUCAGACAGUAGAUCAUAAAUUUAUGGUCAGCGGACACUCAUUUCUGCCUAAUGACGCAGAUUUUGGCAUUAUAGAAAAGUAUUCUAAAGGAAAAACAAUAUACUCUCCUCGUGAUUGGUACGAUACCAUAACAAAGUUAAAGAAGAAGAAGCCCUUUGUGGUUAAAAUCAUGAACCGAGAAGACUUUAAUUCCACUCAGGCGCUCGAAAGAUCAAUUACUAGAAAAAAAACCAAUGUAGAUAAACACAAAGGUUGA
Messenger RNA from Homalodisca vitripennis (glassy-winged sharpshooter), 1561 nucleotides. RefSeq lists its product as uncharacterized. Bases 695 to 1561 code for a protein of 288 amino acids. NCBI's taxonomy places the organism in Eukaryota, Metazoa, Arthropoda, Insecta, Hemiptera, Cicadellidae. The record is from RefSeq and is a predicted model, not a curated record. The transcript is spliced from 2 exons.